AAUGUAUGGAUGUUAAACGGCAUUUAAAAUUGUUAACUAAUGCAUUUGUUUUUAACCUUGUGGAUAAAAAGUAGUAUUUGAAAAUAGGAAUUUGUAUAAAGUUAGUGCAGUAAAUAGGAAAAUAUAAUUUUAUCAAGAUGAUCUUAACAUUUUUCUACUUGAUAGCAACAUCAAUUCAAUCCAGAAGAAUUUUAUUUUUAAAAACACAUUUGUACAAAUUGUUUCAAGGAAAUACAAGUAAUUAUCCAUCGAUUAUGUUUUAUAAUAAAACAUCAUUAAAUGCUUGCAAAGAAUCAAAAUCACGUGUAGAUGACUAUACGAGUGAUGAAUUUAUGACUUCUUAUUUAUGUGAGAAUAAAAAUGAUGCUAGACUUGAAGAAUUAUUAUGGUAUCGUGGUGAUACAAGAUUGUGCACUAUAUAUCCUCAACAAAGAGUUGACAUCUCGAGUUGGUUAACGUAUCAAUAUGGAAAAACGUACUUUCCUUUAUAUACAAAUAAUCACUGUGGAACUUUAUUCCAUUCAGAAUACAAACUUUAUAUUCUUGUUGAAGCUGAUCUUGAGAGCUAUAAACCUCUAGCAGCAACUAAAGCCACAAAGGUUGAGGAUUAUGGUAUAAUUAUUACAUGGACGGCCGAUAAAAAUAUUGAUUUAAUCAUAGAAUCUGAUUUAGAUAUGGUAGCAAAACUUUUUAUUGCAGCGAUGGAAGGUCAAUGUUACAUUAAUAAUGGCUUAUUAUUGAAACGUAUAGAAACUGUCUUGAUAUCAGGAAAACCUUGCCUUUACAAUAAUGACUUAUUGAAUUCAUCUCCAACUAAAAAAUUUAUAGAUAAAGCAGAAUGGGAAUUACAUAUAGAAAAAUUAAGAUUAUUAAGCAACACUGCCAAGGUAGCUACAGAACAAUGUAAACCACUCGAAGUCAAAGAAUUUCCAGCUGUAAUAGUGUAUCCGGAGAAUACAGAGAUUAUCACAGAAACACAUCUUCAACGACAAGCAGUUUCAAGUGAAACUCUAGAAAGUACAACCAGAAGUCAAGCUUCAACACCAAUUUCAACAAAAUCAUUUCAACAAGAGGGCGAACCAGUAUCAAGUACAAUGCAAGAUUCUACUAAUGAUUUUAUUGAACGUCAAGGUGUAUCACGAUCUGGUAGCAAGUCACUUGAUACACUUGAUAACUUGGAAGAAAUAUCACAAAUUAAACAGUUUAGACAAGUAUCUUGCACUGAUAUCAAAGAUAUGAGUAAAUCUAAACCAAAAACAUUUUAUGAUGCUAAGGAUAGUAAUGUAGCAUUAUCUACAUCUAGCUUUAAAAGUUCAGCGGCAGAAAUAACAACGCAAUUACUAAACAAGAAUGUAAAACCACCAAAUGUUCUAAUAUAUGCUGACAGUGUUGUUGCAUGUAAUAAUGUGAAGGAUGUAUUAGAAGAAUCUCUUGGCACAGAAAAAUAUACUAUUUACACAAUGACUUCGGAAGAAGUGCGCAAGGACGCGUGGAUAGAUAAUGCAGUUUUAGUUGUUGUUUGCGGAAAUGUUGGGAAUGAAAUUGGAAAUCAGAUUGUUGAAUAUAUUCUUCGUGGUGGUAAACUUCUCGCUUUGUGUUCGGAUAUCAUUCACAUUUUACUUCCAUCGUUUAAAACGGCAGAAGUACGUGAAAACGAACUCGUUCAUUUCUCUUAUGGAAAAUGGAAGCACGUACGCAUGAUGCAUCAUAUCUUCUGUUAUCAAGCAUCUCCUGUAAGGACGAGAUUUUCUCAAGAUCACGAGGAUGUAAAAAUGUCCAGUGUGUCUCCUCCAUCUUCAGCAAAUGUGCAAGAUAAGAAAGGAAAUUCUUAUUCAUUUGAAGUGAAAGUGCUGGGAACAGAGGAAACAUGGCAUACACCAAGCAUCUUAUUGGCAAUACUUUCUGGAAGAGGUGGCAAGGUCGUCUUUUCACAAAUACAUUUGGAAGUGGAUCCGAUGCAAUAUGAACUUGAAGAAAGCAAAUUUAGUGCUCUAAAAGAAAGUAAUGCUAUUAGAUUGGAAAUAUUUAAAGAUUUAUUAAGUACACAUCUUGGAAUAGAACUUUGUGGUACAUCACAAGUAUCUGUUACAUACACACCAGCUUUCUUUUUAGGACGACAUGAGUUAAAACUCGAAAUGUUAGAGAGGUUGAAGGAUAUCAUGCAGUCAGAUGAUACUUUGAAAACGUCAGAGUUAGAGAUUCAGUUUUGUCGAAGCAGUACGGUUCCUCGUUCAGCAUCAGCUUCAUAUCUUCCUAUUAUGUUACAUCAAUGUCCAAAUAAUUUCUCAACUGUAGAAUAUUUUGAGAAUUUAACUACGAAAGAUUUAGGUCGUUUAGUAAUAUAUGCAGAUAUAAUGACAUCAUCCAUGGAUGUAGUAAAUGGUCGUCCAUUUCAACAUGGUUUAGCUAUUAUUGUUCGUCAACAGACUAAAGGGCGAGGAAGAGGAAAAAAUAUAUGGUUGAGUCCAAAAGGAUGCGCAAAUUUUACUUUGCAACUUCAUGUGCCUGUUAAUACAAUACUUGGAACUCGUAUUUCAAUUUUGCAACACUUGGUUUCUGUUGCAAUUGUGUCUGCAAUUAAAUCUUUACCUGGAUACGAGGAGAUUGAUCUGCAAUUAAAAUGGCCUAACGACAUUUACUUUGGUAAUAAUAUUAAAAUUGGAGGUAUGAUUGUAAGCGCACACGCAACAUCAAAUCUUACUGUCUGUAAUGUGGGUGUCGGUGUCAAUUUAUCUAAUCAAAAUCCUACAUGUUGUAUUAAUGACAUAGUUAACAUAUUUAAUGAAAAGUAUCAUAAAAAACUACAAACAAUAUCAUAUGAAUUAUAUUAUGCCAUUGUAUUUAAUGCGAUUGAAAAAUGGUUCAACAUUGUACAAAAUGGUGAUAUAGAUCUCUUCUUGGAUGCUUAUUAUACAUAUUGGAUGCACACCGAUGCGAAUGUGACAGUCGUAUCAGCCUCAGGCGCAUCACAAAACGUUAAAAUAUUAGGUAUAGACGAGUUUGGAUAUUUACGCGUACGAGACGAGGACGGUAGUAUAUUUACCGUACAUCCUGAUGGUAACAGUUUUGAUUGUCUGAAAGGACUUAUAGUCCCUAAAUAAUUGGAAUCUCAUAGAAUUAUAUACGACUUUGUUGAAUAUAAUUCAAUAAUUAAUUGUAUAUUGUUGUUCUUUUUUAUUUUUAUACGUCGUAUGCAUGUACGUUAAAUUGUUAUAAACUGAAACGUAAUCGGAAAGUAGAUUGUUCAAUUUGCUAUUCUAGUUUAUUAUUUAUUGAUCGUCGCCUAUGUAUAAAACUAUACUUGUUCGAAUUGACAUGUUGUUACACGUUUUGAUCUAAUAUUUUAUUCGGAAGAGAAACAAUAAAGCACUUUGUUAAGCAAUGAAGAAUGACAAAAGUACA
Molecule: messenger RNA, 3402 nt
Organism: Megachile rotundata (alfalfa leafcutting bee)
Lineage: Eukaryota; Metazoa; Arthropoda; Insecta; Hymenoptera; Megachilidae
Gene: Hcs
Product: holocarboxylase synthetase-like protein
Biological process (GO): protein modification process
Cellular component (GO): cytoplasm
Molecular function (GO): biotin--[biotin carboxyl-carrier protein] ligase activity
Source: RefSeq, a predicted model, not a curated record